Podarcis muralis (Common wall lizard) is the source of this 1174-nucleotide messenger RNA. It is a transcript of the gene PLEKHB2, whose product is annotated as pleckstrin homology domain containing B2. NCBI's taxonomy places the organism in Eukaryota, Metazoa, Chordata, Lepidosauria, Squamata, Lacertidae. Gene Ontology annotation, biological process: regulation of cell differentiation. The record is from RefSeq and is a predicted model, not a curated record. Gene Ontology annotation, cellular component: membrane.
GACCCGUCUGGCGUCAGACGAGGGCGGGGCGGGGCGCGCGAUCUUGGAUCUCCUUUUAGCAACAAGGAAGAAUAAGAAGAAAGCGAGGAUUGUUGGGGCUCGCGCGGUCGCUUCCAGGCGUAACAGUGUUUGGAGAUGGCACUGGUGAAAAGUGGAUGGCUGCUCCGGCAAAGUACUAUAUUAAGGCGUUGGAAGAAGAACUGGUUUGAUCUGUGGGCUCAUGGCCAUUUGUUAUUUUAUGACGACCAACAUCGGCAGGAUCUAGAGGAUCGAAUUCACAUGAAAGUUGACUGCAUCAACAUCAGAGUGGGAAAUGAAUGCCGAGGUUUCCAGCCUCCGGAGGGGAAGCCUAGGGAUUGCUUGCUGCAGAUCAUUUGCCGUGAUGGGAAAGUGCUCAACCUCUGUGCAGAAAGUGCUGAUGACUGCUUAGCUUGGAAAAUUGCUCUCCAGGAUGCCAGAACAAAUGGGGCCUAUAUUGGUUCGGAAGUGAUGUAUGACGACAAUACAAUUUCCUCGUCUCCUCCUCCGUACACGGCUUAUGCAACACCAUCACCUGAGGUUUAUGGCUACCCACAGUACAAUGGCGCAUAUCCACCUCCUGGGGCUCAGGUCUUCUUUACUUCUAAUGGACAGACGUAUGCAAUCCCCUAUCAAUAUCCAAACCAAGGUCCUUAUGGUCACCCUCCUGCGAAUCAUGUCAUCAUUCGAGAGCGCUACCGGGAUAAUGAUGGGGACCUGGCGCUUGGCAUGCUUGCUGGAGCAGCAACAGGAAUGGCCCUGGGCUCGUUGUUCUGGGUGUUCUAGGCUCCCUCUGGAGCCACAAAGCAAAGGGAGACCUGAAGUCUUCUGUGUGCAAUAAUAUGUAUUUGCAAAGUACUUCAGUUUAAUCUACAAUUUUUUUUCAAUAGGUUCUAGUAGUACUUUUUGCUGGUGACAGGCAGAUUGUAGUUAACAAAAAUUCCCAGCUGUCCCAAAGGUGCCCUUUAGUUGAAAAGUGGUUAGCAUAAUGGCUCGUGGUCAGAUGAGUUUGUGAUUCUAUGCAUUGAUAAGUAAGUAGCAGUAAUAUCAAUGAAGUGUUACUAAUGAUGGCUAAAUGGCCACAGUUGACUCAUUUUUACAGUCAAAUAUUAACCAUCUUGUUAAAAUUACUUCAGCUACUGCCUCAGAAUGCUAA